Xyrauchen texanus (razorback sucker) is the source of this 1237-nucleotide messenger RNA. RefSeq names its product protein Wnt-2b-like. Lineage: Eukaryota; Metazoa; Chordata; Actinopteri; Cypriniformes; Catostomidae. The coding region runs from base 50 to 1075 and encodes 341 amino acids. Gene Ontology annotation, cellular component: extracellular region. Gene Ontology annotation, biological process: neuron differentiation; multicellular organism development; cell fate commitment. The transcript has 6 exons. Gene Ontology annotation, molecular function: frizzled binding; cytokine activity. The record is from RefSeq and is a predicted model, not a curated record.
GAGCGCCACCAGUCAGAGGAUUUAUCUUCCUUUUAUAUUACUGCUGCUCAUGUUUACUCCCAGUGUGGACUCGUCUUGGUGGUAUAUUGGUGCAUUAGGUGCACGGGUCAUAUGUGACAACAUUCCAGGACUCGUAAACAAACAGCGGCAGCUCUGCCAAAGACACCCCGACCUGAUGCAGUCCAUCGGAGAGGGAGCAAAGGAGUGGAUCCAGGAAUGCCAGCACCAGUUCCGACACCAUCGCUGGAACUGCAGCACACUGGAGCGAGACCACACUGUGUUCGGCCGCCUCAUGCUGCGCAGUAGCCGUGAAGCAGCAUUCGUUUAUGCAAUCUCCUCUGCGGGCGUAGUUUAUGCCAUUACCAGAGCGUGCAGUCAAGGUGAGCUUAAGAUCUGUAGCUGUGACUCCCACAGGAAAGGCAGAGCAAGUGAUGAAGAAGGUGACUUUGAUUGGGGCGGCUGUAGUGACAACAUUAACUAUGGUAUCAAGUUUACCAAAGCCUUUGUUGAUGCCAGAGAGAGGACAGUCAAAGAUGCCCGAGCACUGAUGAACCUGCACAACAAUCGCUGUGGCAGAAUGGCAGUGAAACGUUUCAUGAAGACUGAAUGUAAGUGUCAUGGAGUCAGUGGGUCAUGUGCUCUCAGAACAUGCUGGUUGGCAAUGUCUGAUUUCCGGCAGACAGGAGACUACUUGAGAAAAAAGUACAAUACCGCUGUGGAGGUCACAAUGAACCAGGAUGGCACAGGCUUUAUGGUUGCUGACCGUGAUUACAAGAGAAUGGCCAAAAAUGAUUUAGUGUACAUUGAGAACUCUCCAGACUAUUGCCUUAUGGACCGAUCAGCAGGUUCUCUGGGUACAGCUGGAAGGGUGUGCAACAGGUCUUCCAGAGGCAUGGAUGGUUGUGAGGUCAUGUGCUGUGGCCGUGGGUAUGACACUACCCAUGAAAAAUGGGUGACCAAAUGCGAGUGCAAGUUCAAAUGGUGCUGUGCGGUCGAGUGCAGAGACUGUGAGGAAACUGUGGACGUCCACACCUGUAAACCACAUAAGAAACACGACUGGCUUGAUUUGACCUGACUGCCAUGACCAUGAUCAAACACCAGAUACUGAACCUUGAACUUUAUUUACCUUCAGCGAUGUAAGCACAGCGAUGAAGCAAUUCUCACAGGCCAGUCUGGAGCACUGGAGGUCGGUGGGAAAUUAUACAAUGGGCAUUGUUUGGUUGGAUCAUUUAGAUCA